CGAGUCGCCUGCAGCCGUCGCAUGGAGCGCCGGUCGCAGAGGCGACGAGCGGGUAGCCCCAAGUGGUGGGCACGUGGAUGAAGGUCAGCGGCCGCUCUCUCGCCUUCAACGCGCUCCGCUGUGUCGCCAUUCCAGCCAGCGGCGGGACGAGGAGCGUGCAGGUGUUGUGGCAGCAGGAAGGCAAGGCGGAUUGCACAGCGAUUCAGUUCUUCCAGCGUUCCAGAUGCACGGGGAAGGCGGUGGACACUCUCGCGCAAGGCAAGCAGAG
Molecule: messenger RNA, 268 nt
Organism: Closterium sp. Naga37s-1
Lineage: Eukaryota; Viridiplantae; Streptophyta; Zygnematophyceae; Desmidiales; Closteriaceae
Source: the annotation of a GenBank genome assembly